AAGUUGUUUCUAUAUUUCCCCAAGCAAAACUCCUCGCUGACUGAACGACGACACCCCCAACGGCAGCCCAUCGAAUCAGAAUCUUUGUUUUUUUCCUUUGGAUAGAAUCUUAUUUCCUCGCAGUCCUCGACCUCGUACGAGUGUCGUAAGGUCUAAAUUCUAUAAAGAUCCUUCAGCCACAUCUGCCCCGUACACCCACCAAAACCCUAGCCGCCGCCAAUCCAAAAUGGACGCCGUCGCAAAUCCACCGGUGCGCGAAUUGGAGGCGGCCUCCCUCUACGCUGACCCCACCCUGGAGCGCUCUCGCCCCCGCACCUUCAUCAAAUCGAUCGUCGCUGGCACGAUCGAGGACCUCGUCGGCAGGAAGGUCGUCGUCGGUGGUUGGGUCAAGACUGGGCGCGAGCAGGGGAAGGGAUCAUUCGCGUUCCUCGAGCUCAACGACGGCUCCUGCCUCGCGAACCUCCAGGUGAUCGUCGACGCGGCGGUGUACCCUUUGUCCCUGCUGGUGCCCACCGGCACUUCCGUGCUGGUCGAGGGCGAGCUCAAGAAGCCGCCCGAGGGUACUAAGCAGAGAGUCGAGCUCAGGGUGGAGAAGGUGCUCGAGGUCGGGCCGGUGGAUCCGGCGAAGUACCCCCUCCCAAAGACUCGGCUUACGCUCGAGUUUCUUCGUGAUUUCGUGCAUCUCCGCGCCCGCACCAACACGAUAUCUGUGAUUGCUCGAAUUAGAGAUGAGCUGGCUUAUGCAACCCAUACAUUCUUCAGGCAAAAUGGAUUUCGGUACAUACAUACUCCUAUAAUCACCACUAGUGAUUGUGAGGGAGCUGGUGAGAUGUUCCAAGUUACCACACUAUUUAGUGAUGCUGAAAAGUUGGCGAAAGACUUGCAACAGAAUCCUCCACCAUCAAAAUCUGAUGUUGAGGCUUCUAAGCUUCUUGUCAAAGAAAAAGGAGAAGUUGUCUCAGUACUAAAAUCGUCAAAGGCUAGCAAGGAUGAGAUAGUUGCUUCUGUUGCUGAGCUAAACAAGGCAAAGGAAAAUGCAUCAAAGCUUGAAGAAAGAUUUAAUUUGAAACCUGGGAUUCUUCAGAAGGAUGGAAAGAUUGAUUAUGCAACUGAUUUUUUUGGGCGUCAAGCUUUUCUUACAGUAUCUGGCCAACUUCAGGUUGAGACAUAUGCUUGUGCUCUUGGAAAUGUGUAUACCUUUGGCCCAACUUUUCGAGCGGAGCACUCCCACACAUCACGACAUUUGGCUGAGUUUUGGAUGGUUGAACCAGAGAUAGCAUUUGCCAAUCUGGAGGAUGAUAUGAACUAUGCUGAGAACUAUGUGAAAUUUCUUUGUCAAUGGUUACUUGAUAAUUGUUUGGAUGACAUGGAAUUUAUGGUCAAGAACUAUGAUAAGACAGCCAUAAAGCGUUUGAAGCUUGUUGCAUCUAUGCCAUUUGAGCGUGUUUCAUACACCAAAGCUGUAGAGCUUCUAGCCAAUGUGACAGACAGGAAGUUUGAGAACAAGGUGGAAUGGGGAGUUGAUUUAGCAUCAGAACAUGAAAGGUAUUUGACAGAAGUGAUAUUCAAAAAGCCAGUCAUUGUAUAUAACUAUCCAAGAGGCAUUAAAGCAUUUUAUAUGCGGCUCAAUGAUGAUCAAAAAACAGUAGCAGCUAUGGAUGUGCUUGUGCCCAAGGUUGGUGAACUGAUUGGAGGAAGCCAAAGAGAGGAGCGUUUAGAGAUCCUCACUAAAAGAAUUGAAGAUGCAGGGUUGCCUCUUGAGCCUUAUGAAUGGUACCUAGAUCUCCGACGUUUUGGCACCGUCAAGCACAGUGGAUUUGGCUUGGGUUUUGAACGCAUGAUUCUUUUUGCCACUGGGAUAGACAACAUCAGAGAUGUUAUACCUUUUCCAAGAUAUCCAGGAAGGGCUGAUCUUUGAUUAUCCCACUGUCUUCUCUUACUGUGCUCACGGGCUUUGUCUUGAAACUUCUGGCUGUUGUUUAUUGAAAACAUCAAAACGUACUCCUGGAAAUAAUGGGACUCUGCAACUUGCACCACAAGCUACUGUUCCGUCCAACCCAAACUGAACCAAACUGUUAUAUUUAUCAAUUCAUUUAGUUUGAUUCUGAUUUUGAUGAUGCAAACUGUAUUUAGUCGAAUAGAACGUGCCAAGUAGUUAAACUAUAACGAGCAUGAGGAGUAUUGGCUUGAUCAAUCUUAUU
Molecule: messenger RNA, 2201 nt
Organism: Zingiber officinale
Lineage: Eukaryota; Viridiplantae; Streptophyta; Magnoliopsida; Zingiberales; Zingiberaceae
Product: asparagine--tRNA ligase, cytoplasmic 1-like
Exons: 7
Coding region: 227-1918 (563 amino acids)
Biological process (GO): asparaginyl-tRNA aminoacylation
Cellular component (GO): mitochondrion
Molecular function (GO): ATP binding; asparagine-tRNA ligase activity; nucleic acid binding
Source: RefSeq, a predicted model, not a curated record